AUGAUAGUGACCAUCCCGACCACAUACACUUCUUUGGAAGAGACAAAAGUUCUGCUUACCGUUGAUAAGAACGAUGGGAACCCGCCCACUUUCACUCAGCCUUACCUCAUUGACAUGAGCAGUGGUCAACGCCUCACAGCGACUUCAGCGGGAACUUAUUAUUCGUUCUACAUACUUCCAUCCAACGUGACUUCCGUUCGUGUAGACGGACCAACACCUGGCUUGACCUGUUCUUUGAGAGCAUUUGUCAAUUCGGAUAGUACAGUGCUACUCAGUUACACGGACAAUUCGGCUAUCGAUAUUGGGAAUGCUGUUCGAUCUCAAGGUGGGUUAGCCAAGAAACUUUGA
Molecule: messenger RNA, 348 nt
Organism: Cooperia oncophora
Lineage: Eukaryota; Metazoa; Nematoda; Chromadorea; Rhabditida; Trichostrongylidae
Source: the annotation of a GenBank genome assembly